UCCAUUUUUUUUUGUUUGUUUCAGACCUGAAGGCCUUUGAGAGAAGAUUGACAGAGUAUGUCUCCUGUUUGCAACCUGCAACAGGCAGGUGGAGAAUGAUUCUAAUAGUGGUGUCUGUUUGUACGGCUACUGGGGCUUGGAACUGGUUAAUAGACCCGGACACACAGAAGAAAGUCACUGCUGCAAUCCUGGAAAUCUUAAAAGGUUCCUACAUUGGAAAUGUGGCUAAGGGAGCAAGGGAAUGUGUUCCUCCUGCAGAAACUAAGGUCUCUUUCUUUUCAUCUCUGUGGAAUCAUCCCUUCUUCACCAUCAGCUGUAUCACUCUUAUAGCGCUCUUCUUUGCUGGGAUACACAAACGAGUUGUGGCACCAUCAAUUAUUGCUGCCCGCUGUCGAACAGUUUUAGCAGAAUACAACAUGUCCUGUGACGACACGGGGAAACUUAUUCUCAAGCCUCGACCGAACAUCCAGUGACCCCACGCUUGAGUGGGGCGGUCGGAUGUACCUGUGUCUUUGCUGAUAGCCACUGAUCACUCUCGAGUCCUUUGGCUGGUCCGAUCAGCACCGAGGCAGACGUUGUCGUCAUAGUGGAAAUGCAUUUGGGAGAAAGAAGAAAUGAACUAAGUCUUUUAAUUGUGUCACUGUGCUGAUGUCAUGAUUGAAGACGAGAGCUCAGAUUUGUUUAUUUCUGUUUCUGAUUUUGAGCAUGUAUUUUAAUGAAAUGUUUCUAUUUUUUAAAAUAAUUUACCUAAUAAAUACAUGAGUUGUAAAAA
This is a messenger RNA of Anarrhichthys ocellatus (wolf-eel), 772 nucleotides long. It is a transcript of the gene cnep1r1, whose product is annotated as CTD nuclear envelope phosphatase 1 regulatory subunit 1. The transcript is spliced from 6 exons. Gene Ontology annotation, cellular component: cytoplasm; Nem1-Spo7 phosphatase complex. Lineage: Eukaryota; Metazoa; Chordata; Actinopteri; Perciformes; Anarhichadidae. The record is from RefSeq and is a predicted model, not a curated record. Bases 96 to 473 code for a protein of 125 amino acids.